This is a messenger RNA of Sclerotinia trifoliorum, 1507 nucleotides long. NCBI's taxonomy places the organism in Eukaryota, Fungi, Ascomycota, Leotiomycetes, Helotiales, Sclerotiniaceae. The record is from the annotation of a GenBank genome assembly.
CAUCAACGUGUGCGAGAUCGGAUUACUCCGUACCUAUUGUGCAUAGAGACAACCCCACCAACAUUCUAUAAUUGAUCAUUUAAUUCACGAACAUCUUGAUUCCUAGAGUACGUACGAGCAGAACAAUUACUCGGACAGAAUUCUUACAAUCAAAUCAAUUGAUUUUAAAUCUCAACCCACAACUCAAGUCAACAUGGUAGCCAAGGAAAUUUACGUCGCCGUUAUUGGUAUGAAGCUCUAACUUCUAAGAUUUUUAUAGGAGCUCCAAUACUGAUUCAUUAUUAGGUGCUGGUGGUGUAGGAAAAUGCUUUCUAUCUCAACUUGAAGCUCUUUCUCAACGAUACACUUCAUCCAAGAUAUCCCUAAUCUUCGUGUCAAGGAGCAAGAAAGUUCUCUACAGCCCAAAAUAUACUCCUCUCUCAUAUUCCAACCUCUCAACCACACUCGCAGACUCCACACAAGAACCCCUCUCUAUACCAAAGAUCAUCGAAUACUUAGCAGCUGCACCUGCAAAGGUCGUACUUGUCGACAACACAAGUUCGCAAGAUGUAGCAGAUGCAUACCCGCAAGUUUUGUCAAAAGGAAUCUCGAUAGUCACUCCCAACAAGAAGGCAUUCUCUGGAUCAUAUAAGUUAUGGCAGGAUAUCUUCUCCGCAGCUUCAUCAUCCGGGGCUAAGGUCUAUCAUGAAAGCUCAGUCGGUGCUGGAUUACCCGUUAUUUCUACUUUGAAAGAAUUGGUCGACACCGGUGACUCUGUCACCAAAAUCGAGGGUGUCUUCAGCGGCACAAUGUCAUUCUUGUUCAAUUCGUUUGCUCCCACUGAAGGUUCAGGAGGAAAAUGGUCCGCGGAGGUCGCAAAGGCAAAAGAAUUGGGCUAUACUGAACCGGAUCCAAGAGACGAUUUGAACGGUCUCGAUGUUGCCAGAAAAUUGACAAUUUUGGCAAGAUUAGCAGGGCUUGAGGUUGAAUCUCCUACUUCAUUCCCGGUUCAAAGUUUAAUCCCCAAACAAUUGGAGAGCGUUUCAAGUGGAGAGGAAUUCCUUCAGAAGUUGCCCGAGUUUGAUUCUCAGAUGGAAGAAACAAAGAUCGCUGCCGAGAAGGAGGGUAAGGUUGUGCGAUUUGUUGGAAGUAUUGAUGUAGCAAAGAAGGAGGUGAAGGUGGGUUUGGAGAAAUUCGACAGAUCACACCCAAUCGCUGCACUUAAAGGAAGCGAUAACAUCAUCAGCUUCUACACAAAACGAUAUGGGUCCAAUCCCUUGAUCAUUCAGGGAGCUGGUGCUGGAGGAGACGUGACGGCAAUGGGUGUCACAGGUGAUCUGAUCAAGGUCCUCGAAAGGCUUUCUUGAAUAAUUGCUAUAAUACUAUAAAAGUUUUGUGCUGCUUCAAUCGUCUAUAAUCGCGCCGCUGUCCUUUCGUGGCUGACCUGCUUGUUCCAUUCUCUUCUUCACUCCUUCGGCUGUUUCCUCUAUCACCUCUGCCACAUUGAUAGAACCAUUUGCUGAAGGCA